AUGUGUUGUAAAGGAAAGUUGUCAGAAAAUUUGUCGGGGAAAUUAUCAGGAAAAUUUCCGCAAAAUUUGAUCGCAAAAUUUAGAAAACCAAGUACAGAUUAUGUUUUACAACUACUUCAAAAAAAUGGAAAUUACAAUAUUAUCAUAUUAGAACCGGAAUGUACACGUAACGGAAAUAUGGACUUGCUACAAGCUCCGGAAUUUUCCGAUUUUGACAGAAAAGAAUUUUUAAUGCAUAAUUAUAUGGUUAUAAAAAAUUCUCAAUUUUCGAAUGACAAAUCAUUAGAAUUAUAUUCAUUAAAAGAAGAAAAUAGUAAAAGUUAUUUAGUGUUAACAUUUUAUAUAGGAGAUUUUAAUUUCUCUGUUGAUAAUAAUUCACCAUAUGAAGUAAAUUUGAUUUUAAGUAUAAUACCAUCAAAUACAAAAAGUGUUUGUAAUAAUAAUAAUUAUAAUAUUGUUUUCUUAAAAUCGUGUGAUGUUAUGAACCCUGCUGAUUUUGAAAUUUUAGGUGGUCCAAUUAGAUUUACCAUAAGUAAAACAUCUGGAAGUGUUCGAAUUAAUAUAACUGAUUUUUUCAAAAAUGGUACAUGGAGAGCUUUUGUAAAAGAUAAGAUUUCUUUUUUACUAAAACCAGAAGAUAACUGUUACACAGUAUUAGAAAAUAAGUUAAAUAAACCUGAUUUAAUUAUAGAAAAGAAAACUAUGCUUUAUACCGAAUGGGGUGAAUGGUCUCAAUGCUCUAUGGAAUGUGAACAUCAGGAUAAUAUUCAAAUUCGAGAAAGGAAAUGUGCACAUCCAACGGGAGACUGCUUCAAAGGAGACUUAAAAGAAACAAGGCCAUGUCAAAUACCAUUACCUCCAUGUAAUUCAUUAUUUGAAUAUAAAGAAUCUUCAGCCUUUAAAAUUUUUAUGAUUCUUUUGUCUGUAGCUCUCGUUAUAGGGGUAAUAGGAGUGUUAUACCAUAUAUUUUACAAAAGAAAAGGAGCUGAAAAGGAAUUAUACGAAAAUGUAGCUGGAAGAUUUAUGUAUGAGUAA
This is a messenger RNA of Plasmodium malariae, 1035 nucleotides long. It is a transcript of the gene TRAMP, whose product is annotated as thrombospondin-related apical membrane protein, putative. Lineage: Eukaryota; Apicomplexa; Aconoidasida; Haemosporida; Plasmodiidae. The transcript has a single exon. The record is from RefSeq and is a predicted model, not a curated record. Bases 1 to 1035 code for a protein of 344 amino acids.